AUGUGGUUAUUUGGUCUGAAAGAACCGUUUCAUGACGUUAGAGUGGAUCCUUCUCUUUUAACAGAUCUUGCUGCUGCCCUGCCGAACCUGAGCGAGAAUGGUUAAAAACAAGCGUCCAGAACACCUCUCUUAAGAGAUCUAGCUGUGAACGGAAAUCGGCCUUUGGUAGCAUCCGACCGUUUCCCUGUGAGAACAUUCCUGAUGUAUGUUUAGGGCAGGGAAGGACAUUCACUUAGAUUCUGGUUGCAAUUUUUUCUUCUGUGUCCUCCAUCUAUGUUUGGAGGCCUUGUGAGUGCUAAUGCAAACUGUCCGCAUCUACGGAAGUCUGGAAGCCGAGUAGUUGUUUCUGACAUUGGUAUUGUUGAGUCGGGAAGUGGUGCUGAAGAUUUUCUGCAUGCAACUGAGGUGAAUGAAAUGAAGGGUGUCAGCACUCCAUUGGCCAGCAAGGCAAUAUUGCCAUCUCCAGUCUUGCUUUGGAGAUUUAAGGUACUUCUUUUUUUCAUGUGGGGGUUGGCUUGUUGCAAGAUUAGCUGGGAUUCAGUUAUGAGAAUGAGUGCAAACUUGAGGGAUUUAUUUUUAUAUGAGGCUUUUCUGUAUUACAAUCCUCUACUCCUAGUGACUAUGAUGGUUUGGUUUUGGGGUGUGAACUUAUGGGUAUUUAUGCAGUCUAGUGUUAACUAUGCUAAGAUCUUUGACCUCGAUCAGAAUCAUCUCACUCACAGAGAAAUUUGGAGGUGUGCUACCUGGAUGACGAUAAUUGUCCCUACUAGCAUGACCGCCUAUCUAUAUCUUUAUUCGCACGGAGAAGUGUCUUUGGCUGCCUCACAACCAGUGUGCUCUUAUAUGCUGCUCUUGCAAUGGCACUGAUAUCUCCCUUUGAUAUUUUUUAUUUAUCAACUCGUUUCUUUUUCCUGAGGACCUCUUGGAGGAUUGUUUUCCCACUACAGGGAAUUACUUUUCCUGACUUUUUUUUGGCUGAUAUAUUUACGUCCAUGUCAAAGGUAUUUUCAGAUUUGGAGCGUUCAGUUUGUCGAAUGGUUCAUCGCCAGGUAGCCACCAUUGCAUGGUUUGAAGCUGAUUCUGUUUGUGGGAGUCACUCUGUUGCAAUUCCUAUAGUUCUUGUGUUGCCAUAUUUCUUCCGACUCUUUCAAUGUCUUCGGCAAUAUAACGAUACUAAAGAGAAGAACACUUUACUUAAUGCAUUAAAGUAUUCAACUGCGGUACCUGUGAUAUUUCUAUCCGCCCUUAAGUAUCACGUCUUCUCUCAAAACUGGGAUAACUUCUAUCGUCCUUUGUGGCUUCUCUCCAGCGUUUUGAAUUCACUUUACUCAUUCUAUUGGGAUCUGAACAGAGAUUGGGACCUCGGUUGCUUUACUCGAAUUUUCAAGUUCAACAAGCCUCAUUUUUUAUCACACGUGUUAUAUGGACGGAAAUGGGUCUAUGUAUGGGUAAUUGGGAGCAACCUGAUACUACGAUGCACAUGGACAUACAAGCUAUCUGCCCAUCUCCGCCACAAUUACAUAACAUUAUUCACAAUUACAGCCUUGGAGAUUUUCCGGCGCUUCCAGUGGGCCUUCUUCCGUGUGGAAAAUGAGUGGAAUAAAAUGACAAACAAAUCAAACAUUCAGCUCUCCACCACUGAUCUGUCAAGCGAAGAAGAAAAAUUAGUCAACUCCAAUAAUCAUAAUGUAUAGGGCUGCCCCUUCUUCUUUAUAACUCCGAUAGUCAACGGAGUUAGACACAUUUCAUUCUUUUUGGUCGUUUUCAUAUAACACUAUUACAGAGUCAUAUGUUUGUUUAUAGUAGUACAUGUAUUUAUUUAUACACGCACAUUUUUCCUUUAGAAAAAUCUGUAAUUAUAUAUAUCAAUAUGGUUAAUAAAUAUUAAUAUCAAAAGUGUGCAUAUCUUGAAAUAUGAAAAUUUAGUACUUUGAGCUUUUAAGGUAUAAGUUAUUUAUCUGUCUUCAUAGUAGUGUUGUGACUGUAUAUUUGCAUUUCGCGAGAAGUGUUAUUAUGAAUGCUUAUAUAUUGAUAAAUGUUUGCAAGUGUAUUGGUAGAAGCCAAAAAUCGUAGUUCCUAUUUACGUUUAUGUAUCUCUAUUUAAUGAUGGAUAAUAUUUACAUUUGGUUGUGUAAUAUAGAUUCUUAUUUAAGCAUGUCUUGCCUCUAAGUAAUCACGAGUUGUUACAUGUUAUUCCUUGUUGGUUGAAGCCUAAAACCCCGGUCCCAUGCUUAAGUAGAAGUUAUUUAGUGAUGGUGAAUGAGAAACCUGAUGUAGUACAGCUACA
Messenger RNA from Cuscuta europaea, 2287 nucleotides. Lineage: Eukaryota; Viridiplantae; Streptophyta; Magnoliopsida; Solanales; Convolvulaceae. The record is from the annotation of a GenBank genome assembly.